Molecule: messenger RNA, 1404 nt
Organism: Serendipita indica DSM 11827
Lineage: Eukaryota; Fungi; Basidiomycota; Agaricomycetes; Sebacinales; Serendipitaceae
Source: the annotation of a GenBank genome assembly
AUGCCGAUUAUAUGGAAGAGGCAAGAGGACUUCAACUACUCUGAUGGAUCUGGAAACGCAGAACAGGAUGAUGACGAUUUUGAAAACCGGUACUAUAUCGCCAAAGGCAAGAAAGGCGACGAUCCAGAGGCAGCGUUGAAAGACUUUCGAUCCAUAGCUCAGGAUGAACCAGAAAAAGGAACCUGGGGGUUCAAGUCGCUGAAGCAGAGCACAAAGCUACUCUUCCUGGUCCUAAAGCGACCGAAGGAUGCCCUUGAGACAUACAAGUCACUGCUCACUUACACCAAGGCGGCAGUCACACGAAACGAAUCGGAGAAGGCGAUCAAUGGCAUUCUUGACUAUGUUGGAGGCGGAAAGGGUGGCGCAGUGGAAGUAGAGGUGUUGGAAAACUUCUACGAGGCAACUAGGAAUGCCCUCAAGGACGCUAGGAAUGAGCGUUUAUCAACCAAGACCAACCUCAAACUUGCCAAACUGUGGUUGGAUCGUGGCGAAUACGCUCGUCUCAAGAAGGCACGUAUCUCUCACAUGGAUCGUCAACUGCCAGGAUCUGAAUCGCCUGGAGGAGACGAAGACCAGGCCGCCAAAGGAACGCUCCUCCAAGAGAUUUACGCUUUAGAAAUCCAGAUGUACAACGAGACAAAGAAUUACAAGAAACUCAAGGAGAUCUAUUAUGCAUCCGGUCAAGUCACUUCGGCCAUCUCUCAUCCUCGCGUUGUUGGCGUGAUCAAGGAAUGCGGAGGCAAGAUGUGGAUGCGAGAGAAGCAAUGGCAACGCGCCUCUGAGGAUUUCUUCAGCUCCUUCCACAACUAUGACGAGGCAGGCUCUUCUCAACGUAUUCAAGUGCUGAAGUACCUCGUGCUUGCCUACCUCCUGAUGGGAAGCGAGAUCGACCCUUUCGACUCUCAAGAGACGAAACCGUACAAGAACGACCCACAGAUCAAAGCCGUCACUGACCUCGUCGGAGCGUACCAACGUAAGGAGGUCCACGAAGCUGAAAAGAUUCUGCGCGAGAACCAGUCCACCUUCAUGGACGAUCCCUUCAUCAAGUCGUAUAUCGGAGAUUUGCUCAGGGCAUUGAGAACCCAGUACCUCAUCACGUUGAUCAAGCCAUAUACACGACUGGACAUGAGCUUCUUGGCUAGGCAACUUAAUAUCGGCAAGCCAGAGGUCGAAGAAAUCUUGAUCGGUCUCAUCUUAGAAGGCAAGGUCGAAGGCCGAAUAGACCAAGUCACGGAACGUCUAGAACUAGACCGACACCAAAUCUUAGAGAAGAGACGAUACCAAGCCUUGGAUCAGUGGACUGCCACGCUCGAAAGUAUCCACGCAGCCGUAGUCAACAAGACCGCCAGUCGAGGUGGGGGCCCCGAACCGUUUGAAUUUGACGGGCCGCGAUGGAGAGAAUGA